Molecule: messenger RNA, 1433 nt
Organism: Sesamum indicum (sesame)
Lineage: Eukaryota; Viridiplantae; Streptophyta; Magnoliopsida; Lamiales; Pedaliaceae
Product: 2-alkenal reductase (NADP(+)-dependent)
Molecular function (GO): oxidoreductase activity, acting on the CH-CH group of donors, NAD or NADP as acceptor
Source: RefSeq, a predicted model, not a curated record
GGGUUCAACGAUAUAGAAUUGUUUAUACAAUUAGUAGUAGUCCUGAAAUAACAUAUGUAUUCUAUUAAUGUAUGAGAAAUUCUAACCCGAAUCUGACUUUAUGAUUGGUUUGAUUCGAUCAAACUUGAUCCAGACAUUUCUGUAUGUAUUUAUGGCUGAGAACCGCAUCUGCCUGAUCAUUAAAAUGUGCCUGCGUUGCAUGUAAACACUUACAUAGCAAGAGAAACCCAAUACUAGCAAGCAGUUCUUUCCAAAAACAGUGAAGCAAUGGAGGAGGUGAAGAACAAGUUUGUAUGCAUCAAGCAUCACAUAAAUGGAUCACCAGAUGAGUCCGACUUCGAGAUCAAGACUGAAACGAUUAGUUCGUGUGUGAGAAGCAAAGAGGUGCUUGUUAAGAACCUGUACGUGUCCGUCGAUCCUUACCAGCUCAAUCGUAUGAAGAGCUACUGCUCCUCUCAGGCAGCCAUAAGUUUCGCCACCGCCGUCACUCCCGGACACGGAAUUGAUGCGUACGGCGUAGGACGGGUGGUGGCGUCGGGGCGGGCGGAGUUGGCGAAGGAUGAGCUGGUAGUUGGGUUGCUGACCUGGGGAGAGUACAGUAUCAUAGAAGAAGGCAGGUUAUUGAACAAGCUGGAUCCCAUGGGCUUGCCUUUGCCUGCCUAUGUCGGGGCUCUUGGAUUUAGUGGACUUUCAGCGUAUGGAGGGUUCUUUGAAAUAUGCAAGCCAAAAAAGGGAGAAAGUGUUUUUGUAUCUGCAGCGUCUGGAUCUGUAGGAAGUUUAGUUGGACAAUACGCUAAGCUUUUUGGUUGCCAUGUCGUUGGCUGUGCUGGUACCCAAAAUAAGGUUGAUUUGCUGAAGGAAAAACUUGGUUUUGAUGAUGCAUUCAACUACAAGAAUGAGAGCAAUCUAAAGUCAGCUCUGAAAAGGUACUUCCCCCAGGGCAUCGACAUAUACUUUGAUAAUGUGGGAGGAGAGAUGCUGGAAGCAGCGGUGUCUAACAUGAACUCGUUCGGUAGGGUGGCGGUGUGUGGCGCCAUCUCUGAGUACACCGGCAACCAAAAGAGAGCAGCGCUGGAGAUGCUGGACGUGGUGUACAAGAGGAUCACCAUUCAGGGAUUUCUGGCUGCUGAUUACCUCAAAUGCUACGCAGAAUUUAUCUCGACCAUGACUGACCUCCUCCGCUCCAGCAAAAUGCAGGCACUUUGUGACAUCUCGCACGGUGUGGAGAGUGUGCCUUGCGCGUUCGUAGGCCUCUUUCGUGGUGAUAACAUCGGGAAAACGAUUGUGCAAAUUGCUGAUGAAUGAGAAACCGGCUGCAAUAGACUUUUCAUAAAGGCAAUUGCUAGGGAAGUUAAGUUGUACCAUCCAGUCUAUUGUAUUUCUUCUUUCUCCAAUCGUCUUCCUUCCAAGAACGCACUUAGCCAUUUUCACCA